GAUGAGUUAACCUAAACUAACUAACCUCACGUGUGUGGUUAAAAACUUUUGCGAAGUAGCAAAAAAAUUGCCUAUUGAUGUCUGUAGAAAAAAGUACAGCUUGAUAUUCAUAACUAAUUAUUAAAAAUAAUUGGAGAUAUUAUCAGUCCCAAAAAUGUGGCCCAGAGCAUUGUUGAAAGGAGGAGCGAUGGCUCCAAAACAGAUAGGUUGGAGCCGGUACGUGUUCCUUCGCAAAUAUGCCACAGAAAAGGUUGAAGAAGAAUUAGAAAAACCGCUGCAGUCUGAAAAUAAAGUGGUACAGCUUCUAAAUGAUGCAGCAAACUUUAACGAAAUGGGAGAUCCGUCUUGGCAGACCUCUCCGUAUCCCCAAACAGCGAUUAUUCCAGGGAAAGAUGAUAGAGUUCGUCAGGAUCCACGUGAAUCAUCGGUCUUGGUGUUUCCCGGACAAGGAACGAUAAAAGUUGGAUCUGUAAACGAUUAUUUACGUUUUCCAAGGGUCAAAGAAAUCUUUGAUAUUGCAAACGAAAUUCUCUGCUAUGAUGUAUUGAAAAUCCUCCAGAAAGGGCCACGAGAGAAACUGAAUAGAACAGAGUUCAAUCAGACGGCGACUCUUGCUCUAUCAUUAGCUGCAAUUGAAAAACUUUGGGAGGAGAGACCCAGAGCUGUGGAAAAUUGCAAAGUGGUUGCCGGAUACAGUGUUGGAGAAUUGGCUGCACUCGUAUUCUCUGGAUGUAUCAGUAUGGAAGACAGCUUGAGACUUGCUGCUGUCAGAGGAGCUGCUAUGCAAGCUGCUUCUGAUAAAGAACCUCAGGGGAUGAUUUCAGUUUAUUGUAAGCCUGGUUGUAAAGUUGGUGAGACCCUUCAGGAAGCUAAAAAUUAUGCCAUGAAUUUGGGAGUUUCUGAACCUGUUUGUAGGUAA
This is a messenger RNA of Fopius arisanus, 919 nucleotides long. RefSeq names its product malonyl-CoA-acyl carrier protein transacylase beg (gene beg). The transcript has a single exon. The coding region runs from base 155 to 919 and encodes 254 amino acids. Lineage: Eukaryota; Metazoa; Arthropoda; Insecta; Hymenoptera; Braconidae. Gene Ontology annotation, molecular function: transferase activity. The record is from RefSeq and is a predicted model, not a curated record.